CCGCCAGCGAGACGAUUCACGAUGGCUCCCCCGCUUCCCAAUGACAUACGCGUAUUCCUUGGAGGUUAUCCUGGAGAGAGAGAUGACCCUUCUCUGAACACGAAUCUCAAGUUCUACACGCUGCGAGCUAGAUGCGAGCCCGAUAACUUAACGUUGGAUGAGAUCCACACAAGGUGGGCUGGUGACUACCAUACUCUGGAACGCAAUCACGGCUUCAUACAAUGGCUAUUCCCCAUUCGCGAACAGGGAGUGAACUGGUACGCUCAACCAUUGCAAGUUCACGAAGCCGCGGCCAUGAAAGCCAACCCAGAUGUCGUCUCUCGUGUGGUCAAUUCUUAUGAGCUUAUGCUCGACUUCUACGGCAUGCAUUUGCAAUCAACAGAGACCGGUCUCUUGGUACGCGCUGGGCCAGCCCAGAAGUGGUGCGAUAGGUACAGGAACCUCGCUCGCAUGAGCCACAAUAAUCUACGUAUCACACGUAUACUGAAGUGUCUCUCCGAAAUGGGCCUGGAACAUCUCAACGCAGGCUUCCUUCUUCACGUCUUGAACGAGCAGAGUGAGCAUGGACAGUUGAAUGCGUACACCAUUGUCAACAGCAUGGACCAAUGGUGGGCAAACUGCAUUCGAGAUGAGAAGGAGCGAGAGUGGAUAGGGCAAUUGAUCGCGGCAGUACGAGGCAACGCGGAAUUCGUCUUUACGAGGGAGAUGUACGAGAGAGCCCUGGAGCGAAGGAGAGAGACGGGCACCUUCGAGAAGCGCGGGGACAUGUAGCAUGGUGAUCGCUGCGGUUUGCAGGUGAGGAGGGCCUACUCGGUCCUGAGCUCCGUUGGCUGAAAGGCUAUUGAAGACAGCUUUUCCACAAGGAGACGCUGCUUCGCCUGCAGAUACAGCGGACUUAUCACCUGGAGAGCCUCUUCAACGGUCUCGUAUACCAGCCCUUCGCCCUCGGACACGUCUUUCUGUAUUCGAUACCCUUGUUGCGUCAAUGUGAUCGUCGCCGUUUCGCGCUCGAGCGUGAUGACCUCAGCGGUCGACUCUAGUGGCGACUUCUUGACGAAUCUGAAGCUCUGCAGACCGUAUGACUGCUCCUUGAGGGACUGUUCAAGCUCAGCCGGGGUGAAUGCCGGUUGAUGCGUAGAAUCCAUUGGCAGAGCCCUUGUGGAGGUACAC
This is a messenger RNA of Phanerochaete carnosa HHB-10118-sp, 1170 nucleotides long. RefSeq lists its product as uncharacterized. NCBI's taxonomy places the organism in Eukaryota, Fungi, Basidiomycota, Agaricomycetes, Polyporales, Phanerochaetaceae. Bases 22 to 771 code for a protein of 249 amino acids. Gene Ontology annotation, cellular component: membrane. The transcript is spliced from 5 exons. Gene Ontology annotation, molecular function: opioid growth factor receptor activity. The record is from RefSeq and is a predicted model, not a curated record.